This is a messenger RNA of Fusarium oxysporum Fo47, 798 nucleotides long. Its product is annotated as putative oxidoreductase CipA-like protein. The record is from RefSeq and is a predicted model, not a curated record. NCBI's taxonomy places the organism in Eukaryota, Fungi, Ascomycota, Sordariomycetes, Hypocreales, Nectriaceae. The transcript is spliced from 2 exons. Bases 1 to 798 code for a protein of 265 amino acids.
AUGUCAGGCCAAGCACAGGGACGGAAAAUUGCCAUUAUCGGCUCCAGCGGUCACGUUGGACGACCGACUAUCGAGGGCCUUCUCGCACAAGGCAUUCACGCCAUUACUGCUGUUCAGCGAAUCGAGGCAACAAGCACAUUUCCACCUGAAGUCAUGGUCAAAUCUGGAGAUCUGAAGGAUGAGUCCUUCUUGACGAGCGCCUUUCAAGGACAAGAUGUUGUGGUGCUCAUGCCGCCUCUCCCUCAACUUGUCACUCUGCAAGAGCCAGCAGUCCGAGCAGCAGCAAAAGCUGGAGUUCCAUGUAUCCUCCCCGCGGAAUUUGGCCCAGACCCUUUUGCGACCAGGCUCAUAGAGGAGAACCAAUUGCUGCAAGACAAGAAUGGAGCCGCUGGCAAGGUCAACACGUCGAGUGUUGCACAGACUGGUCAGGCUACAGCUGCAGUAUUGAGCCUCCCAGGACAGGACUUGUCCCGGUAUAAGAACAAGGCUUUCUAUGUCCGAUCAUUCCAUCGAACCCAGAAGGAACUUCUACAAGCAGUUCAAAAGGCAACAGGGACGGCGGACCAAGACUGGAAGAUAGGCUACCAAGAUGUGAAUGAUGCACUGAAGGAUUGUGACGACAAGAUUCAGCAGAAAGAUGCCACUGCCCCAUUUGUCAAGUUCUUUCUUACUCAUUUCUGGGAGGGGAGUGGAGGAGAUUUUGAAAGCAAGGUCGAUGCCAGUGAGGUGAAGAAGCUGCACGAAAUCGGGCUUCAGGAGGAGGCUGUCGACGAUGUGCCCAAAAGGACUGUGUCAUAA